AUGUCACAUAUAAAGGAAGUCGAAUUGCUACUUGAUGAACAUAAAUUCGUUCAAUUUUCUGCUAAUUGGUGUCCAGAUUGUCAGUACGCCAACAGGAUCUGGAACCGCUACAAUGUUCAGGAGAAGGUAAAAGUAGUUGAAAUUGGGAAUUUGUCCAAGGAUGAACAAGAAUCCUGGAGAAUAUCGUUCCAGCAAGUCACUGGUAGUAGAAACUUACCUUCAAUAUAUGUGAAUGGUAAACUUUGGGGUACUGAGAGUGAAUUACGUAAUUAUGAGGAUAAUAACCAAUUAGAAGAAGAAUUUAAGAAGAUUGGACUAUUGAAAUAA
Molecule: messenger RNA, 327 nt
Organism: Maudiozyma barnettii
Lineage: Eukaryota; Fungi; Ascomycota; Saccharomycetes; Saccharomycetales; Saccharomycetaceae
Gene: GRX8
Product: glutathione-disulfide reductase GRX8
Exons: 1
Coding region: 1-327 (108 amino acids)
Source: RefSeq, a predicted model, not a curated record